Molecule: messenger RNA, 888 nt
Organism: Aegilops tauschii subsp. strangulata
Lineage: Eukaryota; Viridiplantae; Streptophyta; Magnoliopsida; Poales; Poaceae
Product: polyubiquitin
Molecular function (GO): protein binding
Source: RefSeq, a predicted model, not a curated record
GCUGCAAUUCCCCCACACGCAUCGACCCGUACGCUCUUCUGUUCGCCUAGAGUAUAAAAUUCCCCCACACGCAUCGACCCCCAAUCCCCAAUCCACUCCGAUCGAGAAAAUCCUCCGCGAUACAAGCCUCGAUCUCAGCUCUCGCGAACGUCCAUCAAGAUGCAGAUCUUUGUGAAGACUCUCACCGGAAAGACCAUCACACUUGAGGUCGAGUCCUCUGACACAAUUGACAAUGUCAAGGCAAAGAUCCAGGACAAGGAGGGCAUCCCGCCCGACCAGCAGCGUCUCAUCUUUGCUGGCAAACAGCUCGAGGAUGGCCGGACACUUGCUGAUUACAAUAUCCAGAAGGAGUCCACCCUCCAUCUGGUGCUCAGGCUUCGGGGUGGCAUGCAGAUCUUCGUGAAAACCCUCACCGGCAAGACCAUUACCCUAGAGGUCGAGUCUUCGGAUACGAUUGACAAUGUGAAGGCGAAGAUCCAGGACAAGGAGGGCAUCCCUCCGGACCAGCAGAGGUUGAUCUUUGCGGGCAAGCAGCUUGAGGAUGGUCGCACCCUGGCGGAUUACAACAUUCAGAAGGAGUCUACUCUCCAUCUGGUGCUCCGCCUACGUGGUGGCCAGUGAGUUCUCCGGGCGAGUUCCCCAGGCUACCUGGCCUGGCGGCCUCUUCCAUCGUAUUCUUUUUGAUUAUGUCAAGUUUUGUGUCAUGCGUCUGAAACUCUUUAUGUGCCAUUUGUUAGAACAUCUAUUGCCGCCUUCGAGCAGCUUGGUCUCCGCCUGAAUCUUAUUCUGUAACUGGCUGUUUUCUGCUGGUCCCCUUUUCUGGUUAUCACAUAUCCUCAUAUGACAUGUAUUCCAAAAUUUAUAAAGUAGAUUCACACACGACGCGAA